Aureococcus anophagefferens is the source of this 444-nucleotide messenger RNA. RefSeq lists its product as hypothetical. Gene Ontology annotation, molecular function: protein kinase activity; ATP binding. Gene Ontology annotation, biological process: protein phosphorylation. The transcript has a single exon. Lineage: Eukaryota; Pelagophyceae; Pelagomonadales; Pelagomonadaceae. The annotation marks the transcript as partial. The record is from RefSeq and is a predicted model, not a curated record.
AUGGAGGACAACGAGAUCGAGCUCGAUUUCGUCGAGGUGGAGCCGUUCGCGGGCGGUGGCCAGGGCAGCGUCCACAAAGCGGAGUACGCUGGCGAAAUCGUGUGCCUCAAGAAGUUCUCGCUGGUCGGCAUCGGAGCGCAGUCCGCGCGCGACAAGAUUCUCUCCAGUUUCAAAAAAGAAGUCGGCAUUAUGGAUAAGCUGCGCAAGCACCCGCGCACCAUCGACAUUGUUGGCAUUUGCACCACGGAUGCGAGCUUUGUCGGCAUCGUCACGCAGUACCUGCCGAACGGGUCGCUCCGCGGCGUCCUCGACGCGCGCGGCGAUGCCAUCACGCCCAAGACGCAGUUCAUUUGGGCCAAGGACAUCGCCAUCGGCAUGGCCUACCUCCACGAGGUGGGCGUCUUGCAUCGCGACCUCAAGAGUCAAAAUGUGCUCCGACGAACG